AUGAAUAUUGCACAACUUUUAUAUAUCUCGUGUGUGGUUAUCACAUCGAUCGGUGUGAUCGAUGUGAUCGAUGCCGUGGACUAUAUAAUACGCUUCGAGACGAAGAAGUCGCGCUGCCUGAAUCCCCCCAGGACCGCCCGCAAGGUGGAGUCCGUCAUCAGAGACUGCCAGGACGAGGUCAAGACCAAGCUAGUGAAUGAGGCCUAUGAAAUACUGAAGGAGCAGGUGUCGCACGAUCGGCCACCCAUCGAUGCCAACGAUGAUGCCAUCGACUUUAUCGGGUCCUCACACAUAGAACUGGAGCAUCCACCAGACCAUGAGCCCGCCCUAAAUGCCAGCCACUACGAAUAUAUAUUAUUCGAUGAGCCCGAACCACAGCGCCGCAUGUCGCGGCUCAUGAAGAACAUUCGACGUCUGGAUGUGGCCCGUUCGGGCAUUUAUCAUCCCACUCUGGUGCCGCUGGAGGAUAAGCGCAUAGCGGGGUGUCUGCUGCACUGCGUCUAUGCCAAGAACCAUGCCAUCGAUCAUAUGGGCUGGCCCACACUGGACGGACUGGUGCAAUUCUACUCGGAGGGCGUCCAUGAGCACGGAUUCUUUAUGGCCACACUGCGGUCGGUGAAUCUCUGCCUGCGGGCCAUGACCACCAAGUACCGUGUCAAUCGCAAGACGCUGCCGCAGAAAGGUGAAAGCUGCGAUUUGGCUUUCGACGUCUUCGACUGCAUAUCGGACCAAAUUACAGGCUAUUGCCUGGAUCAGUAUAGCCGGUAUUAG
Drosophila obscura is the source of this 771-nucleotide messenger RNA. It is a transcript of the gene Obp73a, whose product is annotated as general odorant-binding protein 70. Gene Ontology annotation, molecular function: odorant binding. The record is from RefSeq and is a predicted model, not a curated record. NCBI's taxonomy places the organism in Eukaryota, Metazoa, Arthropoda, Insecta, Diptera, Drosophilidae. The transcript is spliced from 3 exons. Bases 1 to 771 code for a protein of 256 amino acids.